GAGCAGGGCGAAGGCUCGGAGUGCAGCUCGGGACUGCCUUUGCCGGUGGGCCUGGCCGUCAGGCUCGCCUUAGAGCAGAGCCGUUCCUACAGCGACUUCGUAAACUUCGUCGCCUCGGUGCCCUCCAUGGCGCCCUUCUACUGCCUGGUGGUGUCAGCGGCGGGCGAGGCCGUGCAGGUGACUCGGAACGCGCCGUGUGGGGAAGUGGCCAGACGGGAGCUGGAGGAGUCUCCAUAUCUGACCCAAGCCAACAUGGAUCACUGGGACUCGGAUCCGGCCAACGACACACAGCAGUCCCUGGUGCGCUGUCAGCUAGCCGAGUCCAUGUUGCAGGCUGCCGAAAAGCAGCGGGGUUGCCCGGAAGAGCCCGACCUCUGGGCGAUUCUCUGGAAGUACCCUAUCUUUGAAAAGGGCAUUACGCUGUACAGCAGUGUCAUGAACCCUGCGCAGGGCACCUUCCAGUCGCUCUCCGAUCCGCCUGAGGUUGAAGCUACGGCACGUGCCGGUGGCAAGCGGAAGAAGAGCCGAAAGUGA
Molecule: messenger RNA, 534 nt
Organism: Symbiodinium sp. CCMP2456
Lineage: Eukaryota; Dinophyceae; Suessiales; Symbiodiniaceae
Source: the annotation of a GenBank genome assembly